This is a messenger RNA of Exophiala spinifera, 636 nucleotides long. RefSeq lists its product as uncharacterized. The record is from RefSeq and is a predicted model, not a curated record. NCBI's taxonomy places the organism in Eukaryota, Fungi, Ascomycota, Eurotiomycetes, Chaetothyriales, Herpotrichiellaceae. The coding region runs from base 1 to 636 and encodes 211 amino acids. The transcript has a single exon.
AUGGACUAUAUUCCUGAUCGGCUGGUGAAGGGUCUGAGACAAGCUCGAGAUGCAACGUCGACUACCGGUAAUACAGCAACGGCCACGAUGAAGAACGGAAAGAUCACCCAUGCCGUCGGCAAACUAUGGCAAGCUGGAGUAGUCGACGACAGCGAAGGUGCCUUGAUCAACACCGGCACAUCUACCUCGACCAUUCACGCCGAGAAGAUCACCCACAUGGCUACUAAAUUGGCCCAGGCGGGUCUGAGCACUGAUGACGACGGCCCCAAAUCAAGCAGCCACGGCCUCGCCACGAAGUACAUCAUCAUCAUCGCCGUGGGGAGCGCCCUGGUGCUCCUUGCCGCUAUCACAGGCGGUUGUCUGUGCUGGAGAAGAUACAGAAGGAAAAUGGCAUACAAUGUUGUGAGCAGAGGGGUCGACACAAAGGAGAAAAGGCCCAGGCGCGACAAAGAGGACGUAUUUAAUGCCGAUAUGGGAGAAACGGAGAAUUUUAAUCCCGAGGGACCUAAACUCAGCGAGCGUAAUUUCGAGAGCGGAUACGACAAAGUCGAGACUGGUUAUGAAGGCACAGGCUACGGGGCGACUGAAGAACAAGGAGAAAGGCAUGGAGACAGGAGGUCUAAUUUCGAGGCCUGA